GCCAGCUUCACCUUCUUCACCUUCUUCACCAGCUUCGCCUGCCAGUUGCUGACGCCUGCAUUCGCCCUAGAUACCUAAUCUAGGAUUUAACUAAACUUCCCGGCCACACUCGUCUACUAUCUAUCGCUGAGCACGACGACGCCUCAACACGGCAUAGAUGAGCGAUAAACACCUGCCGCCUAUAUCUGCCUUUCUAUACAUCUGCAUCUGUCGUGAUAAUGUGUGAUAACGUGGGAUGAUGCGAAGAAUGAGAGCGUGUCGAGCCAAUCACCAGAUUAUCGUCUGUUUUUGGCUAUUUUUGGACUUCUGGCUUUCGGCGAGUCAACUUCUAGAUGUGCUGGUGAGCCAGAGAGGUAGUCGAGCUUUCUCGCCUAGCCUGCCCGACUGGGCAUACACGAUACGAAGACACCAGCAUCUCUGUGAUUACCUGUAUACGAUACGAUACGAUACGAUACGAUACGACGUGAGACCGAACACGGCAAAUGUGAAUGUGUGCCCCGCCGUGUCCUCGAUAGAUUUUGGAGCAUCCCCUCAAAAAACUCGGUCAUUUACUUUGUAUGCUCCACAUAGCACGCACGGCUACUAUGUUCAGCUCGAUUAGACAUUGGUGCAUGUCUUAUGCGAUGAUUUUAUCUGUCUUGAGAGCUUAUUACGUCCGUCAACAACGAAUCGGGUUUGUCACAAGCACCGGACGGAUAGCGAAGAGACAUCUGCUCGUGUUGUAGAGC
Molecule: messenger RNA, 728 nt
Organism: Xylaria bambusicola
Lineage: Eukaryota; Fungi; Ascomycota; Sordariomycetes; Xylariales; Xylariaceae
Exons: 4
Coding region: 236-601 (121 amino acids)
Source: RefSeq, a predicted model, not a curated record